AUGCAUCUCACGACGACGUUGGCGCUUCGCCGAAUUCUCAACAGCGGAUUCCAUCCGUUCCAGGUCAUUCCGAAGCCGGACGUGUGGCUGAAACGCGAGCGGCUCAAUCGAUUCACAGCUGUAAGUGAUAAUAUAACUGAAAAUUUCGGAAAAAUUAGAAAUGUAUCACUGAAAAACGGUUUUCAGUGGCAAUACGCAUCGGAGAGAAGCACAGUGAAGGGAGCCUACCGGAAAGAGGACAAAAUCUUUACGUAUUUGAGUAUGCAGCGCGAGGACGAACCGAAAUUGGAGAAAUUUGUAAGUAAAAAAUGGAAAAAAACCUUUAGAGUUCUCAAUUCUGUUCCAGAACGUUUUUUGAAAUGAAAUCUUUGUAAACUCUCAAAAAAUCCUCACUUUCAGCACGCAGAAGAGCGAGUUCGAGCGGCGCUGGCCGAGCACGACAUGGAGUACCCGAAAUUCCGGACGGUGCUCUCGAAAGCGCACAUUUUGCUCGACAAUAUCUGUCUUUCGCAGUUGGCCAUCUACGAGCCGAGAUCGUUCAGGGUAGGCGUGAAAAGUCCAAUUUUUUAACCUAAAAAUGCCUGAAAGUCGUCAAAAACCCUUGGUUUCCCUACUUUUUCCAAUUUUCAGAGCCUCGUCGCAUUCACCAAGGAACUGGCGCGUCAGGAAGGAAUGGAGGUGAUUCCGGACGAUCCCGAGUUCGCCUAUGAUGUUAGUUUCUUCAAAAAUUGCAUUUUAGCUCAUUUUCUCUUCAAUUUUCAGGUGCACGUGGACAACCAAUCAGUGCUGCGUGCUCCGUUGCCACGUGCGGUCGAGUACACGCGCGGUGCGGCCGAGAAUCACACGUUUAAACCGAGAAAACUGCGAGAAGACGAAUUUUAG
Caenorhabditis sp. 36 PRJEB53466 is the source of this 882-nucleotide messenger RNA. The record is from the annotation of a GenBank genome assembly. Lineage: Eukaryota; Metazoa; Nematoda; Chromadorea; Rhabditida; Rhabditidae.